CAAUACUCAAAAUGAAUGGUAUUUGUCCUAUCAUUGAUCUUAAAUGUGAAUUCUGCGACUGCUGCGGUAUUUCGUGCCAAUCUCGAUUUCCAGGGAUGAAGGUGGUAUGGCCAGAACUAAAAGGAGUAAGUGGGCCUGUAGCCAAGAGAAUAAUAGAACAUGACAAUCCACAUGUUACUUGUGUUAUAAUCACUGAAAAUACUGGUGUGAUACAAGUCUGUUGCUGUAACCGUGUCAUUCUAGUAGUUCCCGUCGCUAACUGUCCCAACGGCCUUGUCCUUAACAGUCCUCAAAUCGGAUGAUGAUGUCGUGUAGUUCUUCUGCAUGAUUCAGUUUGAUCUUUGUUUCGGUGAUUUUCAAUUGUUUUAGUGAUUUUCAAUAAGUUGUUCUGUUUUCUCCAAUCAACAAACCUAUUUUGUUGAACCUGUUUUUUUUUUUGGAUCAUGAUUAUGUUUAAUCUUUAAU
This is a messenger RNA of Eutrema salsugineum, 465 nucleotides long. Its product is annotated as inhibitor of trypsin and hageman factor. Bases 12 to 302 code for a protein of 96 amino acids. NCBI's taxonomy places the organism in Eukaryota, Viridiplantae, Streptophyta, Magnoliopsida, Brassicales, Brassicaceae. The record is from RefSeq and is a predicted model, not a curated record. Gene Ontology annotation, biological process: response to wounding. Gene Ontology annotation, molecular function: serine-type endopeptidase inhibitor activity. The transcript has 2 exons.